This is a messenger RNA of Menidia menidia (Atlantic silverside), 15790 nucleotides long. NCBI's taxonomy places the organism in Eukaryota, Metazoa, Chordata, Actinopteri, Atheriniformes, Atherinopsidae. The record is from the annotation of a GenBank genome assembly.
GGAAACAUGGCGUCGCACUGAUAGCCUGGAGACUGCCGUUAUCUUUUCCAGGCACUGACACAGCGGCUUGGUCGCUACUAGAGCCACCUUCAUUUAAAUUUAAGCCGUGACGUAGGGUCACUAGAGAUGCAGUCUUCGCCUUGAGAACGCUGUCUUUUAAACGGUGCGGUGUAAUAACGGCUUUAGUAGCGCUGUCACGCCCACUCUGCUCGGUAACGUUAAAACGAUACCGCACGGUAAGUUAGCUCCGCUCCGGCUAACCGAGACAGCCAGCUAGCAGCCGCUGUUAGCAUGACAGCAGUGUAUUAUGAGGAGGACCUGCCCCUGCUGCUCGUUCACUGCCUGCCUGUCUUCUGUUAGCUUUCAGACUAGCACAGCAGUCUGCCCUGUCAGACCCCACAGUGAGACAAAACGGUGACAUUAAGGGCCGUUAUGUUAUUGGAGAUCCCUAUCUGGCUGAAUAGGGCGUUUCUGUCAUUCUGUCUCUGAAUUUUUAAUGUUCGACCCUUUUGGCAUCACUGUUGGAGGAGAGAGCGAUGGGCUCCGGGGCUGUGGAUUCGUCCCAGUGGCUUUCGGUAAAGGAGGAGACUAUAUUUCUCCACGACGGACUCAUUCGGGUCACAGACUUGGCCGAGCUACCCAGUGAAAUUGGAGUGUCGGAACAGGGGGACGCCGAGCAAGAGAUUCUCACAUUUGAGACAAAGAACCCCGUCGAGCUCGCCGAACGUCUGCGUGCUGUCUGUGGGAAUCAGAGCAACGCGUAUGCCCGUCUGCUGGAGUACCGUCUCAAUGCUCUGCGUGGCUUGUGGGGUGCGCAGCGGCAGCUGGCCUUGGAGGAGCAGCAGGAUAGAGAGGGGACUGGAGGGGCUGAUGAGGAGACUUUGGCCUUGCUCAAAAGACAAGGUCUGCUGCAGCAGCCUGAGCAGGCGCCCUUCACCUCCCGGGUCGGUCUGCUGCUGGUCUUCCCCCUUUUGCAGUCCCAAACGCGGAGUGAUCCAGCACUCUGCGGCGUCACCGCAGAGGUGCUGCUAGCCUGCCUCCGGGACUGCCAGCCGCUCAGCCUCAGCAAAGAGCCUGCCGACUGCCUAAAUGGUUUGGAGGGGCUGUUGUGCUCCUGGCUGGAAGAUGGUACCCAGGACUCGGGUCUGCCUCAAGGGCAGUCUCGGUCACAGAUUCUACACACACAGAGGCAGAGGGAAAAUGCUGCCGCUGCACUUGUGGCGCUAGCAUGUGCCAGGGGCUCCCUGAAGACCCUCAUCCACACAGUUCACCUGCUGCAGAAACAAACCGAUCUGGGCCAACUCCCUGUGUCAGAUGUCCUUUACAGACUUUUACUCCUUGAAGGAGGCCCUGGCUCUCCAUCCUGCCUCUUGGGGGGGAAACACAGUGUGUCCUGGGGUUUUGAGGAUAUGUUGCCCACACCUGAUAAUUCUGCAGGAGGAGCAGAGAAUAAAGACACAGACCUAGGGCGCUGUCUGGCUACAGACGGACUAUAUCUAUAUACCACAAAUUCCUCUGGGAGAGGGCUCAGCAAGCUUGGCUCUGGUUUACAUGGGACACUGAGGGGCUUUGUGUAUUGUCGAAAUGAAGAAUUGGAGCCUGGUUGGGUGGUGUUCUGCAGCGGCCGCCUCCUCCACCGUCCCUCCUCUUUUGAUGCCAAGCCUCAUCAACUGUGCCAGGUCGUUGACCCCUUCACCCUCCAGGUGUGCCAGAUUGUGCCCAUGCCAGCCCACCACUUCCCUGUGGGCAGCAGCAUGACCACGCUGCACCUCUGCUCAGAUGGAACCUACCUGUACUGGGUCUGGUCUCCAGCAGGUCUCAACGAGAAGACACAGAAGGGCCACUCUGUCUUCAUGGAUGUCUUUCAUCUGUCGACACAGACGGGGUUGUGUGUCGCAGACGUCUUGCAGGAAAGGGUUAUCCUUACUCGGAAAGAGGGCGAGUCUUCCAAGUGCUUGAAUGAACUCCUCUUGAGUCGAAUGUCACGCUUUCGGGCCUCCCAUUCUGCCACAUUGGCUGCUCUCACAGGCUCUGCAAUCACCAACACUGUCAAAGAGGAACAGUCUGCUGUCAACACAAGCUGCGGACUCCCUCUGAAGACUUUGAGGAAGACCCCAAUGUAUGUGUGCGGAACCUAUCUUGUCAUGCUUGUUUCACCUCCCGGUGUGUCUGGGAGCUCUGCCACUCGCUCCUUAUUUGGAGGUACCAGCAGCCUCUCCUCUCUUAAAAUUCUAGCUUCCAGUUUGGUCUUCAGCCUGGCUGAUGGUCAGUUCAGCAGCCGCGCAGACCUCAUUGAUGCUCCAGGCAGUUCUCUCGGCAGAGGAGCCCAGGUGGCUGGGCUAGGAGCAUGUUAUGAUGCACUGAACAACUUGAUCUGGACCUGCUCCAGUGAUUACAUAGAUCAGUGGUGCAAUCCUGGAAACCAGGCCUUUCAUCAUGUGUGCCAUAGGCUCGGUGUAAGCCAUGUCAUCAAGGAGCCCAAAGAGGAAACAGUGGCCACUGGCGAGGUGAUCAACCAGGUACUCCAUCAUGUAGGUGCUAUGUGUAUCCACCAGCUCAACCUGUUGGCAGCCAGCAGUAACAGUUUGCCCCUGGGAGCCCUACUGGGUAAACAACAGCCCAUUGAAGCUCGUCUCUUGAGCAGCAUCUGUGAUAUUAUGGAGAAGGCCAUGGUGAAUGGAGAUACUUGCAUCAUCCGCUGCAUCUUGGUGGUGUUCCAGGUGGUGUUUAGGUUUUUCAAUCCUCAGUCUGAGCAGAAUAGGGACAGUGUGCGUCGCUCAGGACUACUCCUGUGGCAGCUACUCAUGGCUCCAGUGGAUCAGAUAGGAGCAGAAAUUCAGAGAGAGGUGUGCUUGGCCAUCAGCUCAGGCCUAAAUACUUUAUAUCAGGGUGAGGCUGAACUCAACAAACUGCUAAAACUGGUUCUAACAGAAGGUGAAAGAAACAGUGGUUUGUCUCAACUUCGGGACGUCAUCCUGACCAACUUUGCAGACCAUCUGCAGAAGAAUAGAUUUGGUAGUGAAGAAGACGACUACUACAUAUUAAACGAUGAGCUGCUGCAUUAUGUCCUCAAGACUGUUGUUCGGGAAUCAUGCCUCCUCAUCACCAAAUGCCAGACUGUUGCCAGAGAUGACUUCCAGAAGCUGCUCUCCACUGUGCCAGUGGUCUCACCUAGUCUGCGCUACCUCAUGGCUGUUCAAAACCACCUCCUCAGUAACACCAUUCUAAUCCGUCCAGAUGAUAAUGAUGACAGUGACAGCUCCCUACAGGGGGAAACAUUGAAGGUACAGGAACUGCAAAGCAGCAUCCUGUCGCUAGCAACAAAAAUUCUGGUGGGAUGUGAUGAAGUCUUGGAGACCCUGCAGCAGGUCACUACAGCUCUGAUAAACAGUGACAUACAUGACAGAGAGACCAGGUUAAAGGGUCUAGAACAGAUAACUAAGGCUACUAUGCUUGGGCAUCUGCUGCCUGUGCUGCUCACUUCUCUGAUGCACCCCAACCUGCAGACGUUAACCCUUGCUGAUGCCCUCAUGCCUCAGUUGGUACAGCUGGUGCUCUAUACCAGCCAGACUGCUCUCUUACUGAAGACUCAGUCUCUGCUUUUCACUGAAGAGCCUCCACAUGCAAGUGGUUCUCAAGGGCAGGGAACAAAGUUAUGCACUGCUGAUGACAAAAUCCUUGAUGAACGUGAAGAACCAGGUUUUCUGACUGGACUUAAGAUUCCUGCUCCAUGGGCUGCCGGGAAAACAGUUGAGACUGUGCAUCCUGUCAGGGAUAAUUACAAGUUCAAAGAGACGGUACACAUCCCAGGAGCCCGCUGCCUAUACCUCCGCUUUGAUUCUCGCUGCUCCUCACAGUAUGAUUAUGACAAGUUGGUAAUCUAUGCUGGUCCCAACACCAAUAGUCGUAAAGUAGCAGAGUAUGGAGGUAACACACUGGGGUAUGGUAGCCGCAGUGUGUUGGGGACAGGAUGGCCCAAAGAUCUUGUCAAGGUUGAAGGAGACACUGUUACCUUUUCUUUUGAGAUGCGAAGUGGACGUGAGCACAACACACCUGAUAAAGCCAUGUGGGGGUUCUCCUGCACUGUCAGAGCUCAGGAGUCUUCUGAGGACGUCUCUGGAGGCCUCCCCUUUCUUGCAGACCUUGCACUGGGCCUGUCAGUGCUGGCUUGCUCAAUGCUCCGAAUCCUGUAUAACGGCCCUGAGGUGACUCGAGAGGAGGAAGCGUGCCACGAUUUGCUUUGCUCAAAGCUGCUCCAAAGGUGUCAGUGGCAGGUAGAAGCAAAUGGUGCCAUUUCUCCUGCUCUCACACCAAGCCCUUCACCCCUGCCACUCACAAUAGAAGAGGAUCGGGAGUUCAUCUACCCCGCUGAUGUGCUAAUCCCACCUCCAGGCCUUAUGCCGGGGACCUACUUUGACUUGCCUCGUAUCCGUCUUCCACCAGGAAUCAUGAGUAGGCUGAGGGAAGUGUCCGGAAGGGCUCGACCACAGUUCCGUCCCAGUAUCAAGGAGGUAAUCCGACCAGAUGUCAUGGAAGAGGUUAUUGUAUCCUGUGUCAUAAAACAUCUGAGUCUGGUGGAUUCCCUUCAGUCUCUUGUCAACUACCAAUACCGUGAAGAUCACGCAGAGGAAUAUGACCUGGUCUGUAAGAUCAUGGCUGAAACCUUCAAGAAGGUCAAUGCAAUGGAGCGUCAGCUGCAAAGUGUGGCAGAAUUGGAGCAGAAGUGGCAGAAUGAGGUAGAGGAGGCCCAACAAGGAAAACUGGAGAAUAACUCUCCCUUCUUUCACGACUACCACUUUUUUGAGAACAAAAUGAAGGAGCUGGAAUUACUCUGCUCUUUAAAAGAGGUCCCAUUUGACUUUGGUGACUUGGAAAAUGUUGUCCUUGCACUGAGGCAAAAGUUCUUCCAUGAGGUGAACAUCUCACAUACAAGAAGCAGCACCCCACUUGCUAAAACAAAAACACUGGUCAAGAGUUUGAUGAACCGCUCUGAGCUGCUUCUCCACGUUACCAUCGCUCCACAUUGCAGGAGCCUGACAGAGACAACUGCUGGGACAUCGGGCCCAGCCUCUAAAUCCGUGUCAGAUGCCAAGACGGUGAUCCCCUUGGUCAAGCAGCCUGUUUUCUUACGCAGUAUGUCUGCCCCCUCUGAUUUGGAGAUGAUUGCUAGCCAGGACUUGGAGUUUACUCAUGCUCCACAGAGAAGGCGACAGCACCCAACUAGUCACCGUAGCAGUUCAUUUACCUUGCUGCAGUCUCUUGCCAUAGAGGACAGUCGAGAUAAGCCAACAUACAGUGUGCUGCUGGGACAACUCUUCGCCUUUAUUGGGACUACACCUGAUCAGGCUGUGUCGAGCAGCAGUUUUCUGUCGGCUGCACAGACACGGUGGAGACGAGGCAGCACACGGAAACAAGCACUUGUUCACAUGAGGGAGCUUCUCACUGCUGCAGUUAGAGUGGGUGGGGUCACGCAUUUGGUGGGUCCUGUCACUAUGGUGCUGCAGGGUGGUCCAAGGAUUGAAGAACUAACCUGUGGUGGAAUGGUAGAACAUGUUCAGGAGGCCUUUGGAGAGACUAUGACAUCUGUAGUGUCUCUGAGUGAAGAGCAGUGCCUUGUUCGGAGUGGUCUUGUUCAGCUUUUGGAUAGCUUGUGUAGUUUGAGCGGCCAGAGAGAAUGCAGCUCUAAUGAGAAGCAAACCAAGAAGCAGAGGGUGGCCACAAUGGCUUGGGCAGCCUUUCAGGUGCUUGCCAACCGGUGUAUCGAGUGGGAAAAGGUUGAAGGGGGGUCUACAGAUGCAGUUCAUUCUGGUCUGGCAAGGCAAGUAUCUAGUCUGCUCACCAAUCACCUAGCCAGAGCAACAGAAUGCUGUGGGAAUCAGGCAGCUGGAAAUGAUGCUUUACAGGAUGUGCUCAGUCUUCUAAAUGAUCUUUCAAGGAGCCACAUAGGAAAAGCCAUCCUGAGCCAGCCUGCCUGUGUUUCUAAGCUUUUGUCACUGCUGCUUGACCAGAGGCCAUCUCCAAAGCUAGUACUUAUCAUCCUUCAAUUAUGCCGAGCUGCGCUGCCUCUCAUGAGCGUGGAGGACUGUGGUAAUGUGGCUUUGCCUUCGUGGAGCUACUCUAUAAACACCCUUGAUGCAGAACAACAGGAUGCCAGUGACCCGGCCUCACGUAUUGCUGCCUUACUGUUAGCUAAGCUAGCAGACUAUGUCGUACCAGGCUGUCAGACCCUUCUCUCUCCCAGCGCCUCUGAGCCAGACACAAGUCUGUCUCGUGCCAGUUCCAAAGGAGCUCUCAAGUCUGAGGAUGUUGGGGAGGAGGCAGAAGCUGUAGAUGGGAAGCUGUCAAUUUUUAUCCACAAAAGAGAGGAUCAGUCCUCCCAUGAAGUUCUUCAACCGCUUCUUAGCAGCUCUGAGGGACGUCCUUUUCGGCUUGGCACCGGAGCUAACAUGGAAAAGGUGGUAAAAAUGGACAGGGAUAUGACAAAGAAUGGGAACUGUGAGGUGAUCACGGAAGAGGCAUCUGCGGCCCUAAGGAAGGCCAACAAGUGGGCUCAGUCUGGCCUGAUAGUGAGUGUUGGUCCACCUGUGGAAGCUUUGGCUCAAGAAACUGCAGGCGGCGUUACAACCGGCGAUAAGAAGAAAACUGCUCAGACUGCUGUUUGCAGGGACAGGAAUGCAGAGUUGGCCAGGUCAGACCCUGUCCGGCCUUUUAUCAGUGGUCAUGUUGCCAACAGUAUGGCUGCUGAGGUUAUUGCCUUGCUGCAUAGUCUGCUCACAGCUCCAGAGUCCAACACUGCACAGAUCUGGACGAGCACUGUGGAAAAAGUGCUCUCCCAUGCACUGAUGUUUAUCCCUCAGCUUGGAAAGUAUGCUGAGAGUAUCUUAGAGAAUGGGAGCAGCAGUGGCAGAAAACUGGCUAAACUCCAGGCUAUUGGCAGACAGGCUGUUGCUGCGCUAUGUGCACUUGGGGGCUUCAAAGAAACUAUUAAGAUUGGUUCUGAAGUUCAGGUAAUAGGGAAAGGAGUCCUUGGGAGUGUGGGCAUAGUUAUGUCCAUAAAUGAACAGGAGGGAAUUGCUACUGUCAAGUUUCCUUCCUGUGAGUACAGGAGAACUUGCAAAGCGUCGGACAUCCUUACAGUACCAAUAUCACGCCUCAGCACUCCCAGAUCUGAGGCCCUGCCUCUCUACAAGCUGUCAAUCACAGAAAAGGUGGUACAAGCAGUGCAGUCUAUGCUCCUGCCACAGGAGGGCAGUCUCUCUAUUCACACUUCUCUACCAGCCACUGGAGAUGGCUCCAACCCAGUCAUGGCUGCAGUGCGGCUUCUAGCUGAAAUCAGAACCAGAGCUUGCCUGGUGAUGGCACAGCUAUUGGAGGACAGUUCAUUUUGUGAGGAAUUCAUUCAGCAGUGUCCAGCUGCUGUUGAGGUUCUCAACCUGGUUGCCCAGGAGUGCAGCCCUGGAGAACGUCUCAGCAUGGUUGAGGCUCAGUGUGAAAGAGUUAGGAUGUUGUACCGGGACUGUGCUCGGCCACCCCCUCCACCGCUGCAGACGGACAGGCGCCAGCCCAAAGAAAUCACUUGGUGUCCAUCCAGAGUGUUCCCACCUGUCCGUGCCUGCAUGUUUUCGUCCCGUCUCACCUCUGUCACCUUCUUGGCUGAUCCAAGUGCUGGAGGAGGGCUGCCCCGAGGAACUUUUAUCUAUGCCACUUUUCCUGUACCAGUUCAGGCACCAUCUUUUUACUGGGAGAUAGAAAUUGUCUCCUAUGGAGACUCUGAGGAGGACAGUGGCCCAAUUGUGUCCUUUGGUUUUGCCACGGAGGCAGAGAAGAGAGAUGGUGCAUGGACCAACCCUGUUGGCACGUGUUUGUUUCAUAAUAACGGUAGAGCGGUUCAUUAUAAUGGUUCCAGUUUACUGCAGUGGAAGAGUGUUAGACUGGAUGUGGCUCUACUUCCUGGUGAUGUGGCUGGCAUUGGCUGGGAACGUUCUGAGGGGACUCCUCCACCUCCUGGUCAGGCUCCCAAAGGCAGGGUCUACUUUACAUACUGCGGCCAGCGGCUCAGCCCUGCUCUUGAUGAUGUAUCAGGUGGAAUGUGGCCCCUGGUACACAUUCAAAAGAAGAACUCAAAGAUUCGUGCUAACUUUGGAAACCGGCCAUUCGCGUACGCAGAAGGCCAAGCCCACAGGAAUGCGGCUGACCUGUGUGUGGACCUGGCAGAAGAAAUAAGUGCAAACUUUGAAGCACUUCCCUUUGCUAUGGCUUCAGACAGUGACAAUGAUGCCGGUGCAAGUGUGACGUCUGACUCUGGCUCCCAUGGACCACCUUGUCGCAUCGCAGCUGUUGCAGUUGCUCAGCAACAGUACAACAGUGACCUGUCAUGCUACUAUAAGGUGGAACUAAGUUACGAGAACCUUGUCACCUCUGGGCCUGACCCACACCCCCCUCCAAUAGCAGACGACGAGAGUGAUGAUGAGGAUGACGACGAUGUUCCAAGGGAGGAUCACUAUGCUCUUCUGGUGAAGGCCUGGGAAACUAAAGUGUUCCCUACAAUUCGGAGGCGGUUCCGUAAUGAGGCAGAGAGGAAAUCUGGCUUGGACCAAAUCAAGGGAGCUCUUCAGCUGGGCAUGGUUGACAUUGCAAGACAGACAGUGGAGUUCCUGUAUGAGGAGAAUGGUGGCAUUCCCCGUGAUCUCUACCUCCCAACUAUUGAGGACAUUAAGGAUGAAGCCAACAAGUUCACUAUUGACAAAGUUCGCAAAGGGUUGACCGUGGUCAUCCGCUGUCCUGACAGCAACAAUACCAGCAGCGCCACAGGGGCAACAGCACUGCCCAAAUUUGCCAUCAGAGGAAUGUUAAAGACUUUUGGUUUGCACGGGGUUGUGCUGGAUGUAGACUCUGCAAAUGAACUGGUGCAGGUGGAAACGUACCUGCGCAGUGAGGGUGUGCUGGUGAGAUACUGGUAUCCUAUUGAGAUGCUUGAACGCCCUCCAGCUGGGUCUCGGCGCACUGCGGCUAAUGGCUUGGUCUCAUUGGACAGUAGCAACAUUCAGAUUCAUAGGGAACUUCUCCGCUGUGAGAGCGCGCUGGCACGGCUAUACUGCCGUAUGGCCUUGCUGAACAUCUUUGCCCCCAAAAAUCCCCACACGUUCACUCGUCUCUUCCACAUCCCUGCUAUCCGUGACAUCACUUUGGAACACCUGCAGCUUCUAUCAAAUCAACUGCUGGCACCCCACUUACCUGAUGGCACCAUUAGUUCUAGUUCUAUUCUUUUGGCCCAGUCAGUGCUUCACAACCUUGAGGGCCAAAGCUGCUCUCCCACAGACCUGUUUUACCAGGGCAAUGCCCAGCCCAUCCGGGAGUGGCUGACCGUGGCUAUCACCCGUGCCUUGCAUCAAGGAGAAGAGAGUUUACUGGAGCUCACAAAGCAGAUCUGCUGCUUCCUGCAGAAUGCACCCGAACAAUUUACAUCUGAAGAGUUCCCCGUGACAGAGUCAAAGGUUAGCAUGGAUGUCAGUUUUCCAGGCGCUGCAUUUGUGAUUGUUUCAUGCAAAGAAAGUCAGCUGGGCUGCCGCAAAGAUUCAAGCCUGUACAAAGCCCCGUGGGCUCGAGUCAUGGUUUAUGGCCUGGGUCACAAAGUGCGUAGAAAUGGUCAACUAAAUCUGAUGGAGGCUGUGUGUUAUCCUCUGGAUGCCUCGCCUACCAACACAGGCCUUACUCCCCCUCCCACCACCAACCAAUACCCAUCUGUUAUCAUCCCCACUGAUAAAGUGCACAUCAAACUGGGGGUGUCACCCCCUCCUGGUGCUGUAGUUGUGCUACACUCCCUGCCACUAGAGUUUCCACUUGCCAUGGCAUUUGCUGAACAACUGUUGACAUGGAAACUGGGGGAGAGCUGUGAUCGAUCAGAGGAUGAGCUGGAAACUGUGCCCUCAUCAGUGCUGCUGCAAGUGGUAGAGCUUCUAGGUGGCUUGCUAUGGACCACUGAUCUGGCUCCCUCCAUCAAAGAACUCGUCUUUCACUUGUUAGCUGAACUUUUACGAAAGAUCCACCAUUUAGAGCAGCGCAAGAGCCCUGCUGGCCUUUCCAGCUCCAUUGCUCUUCUACUCAACCCCUGCCUGGCAGUGCUCAUGGCCCUGCAGACAGAACUUCGAAAACUAUAUGACAGAGAAACUCAGGGAUGGACGGCUGGAGGGGCCGGAGCUGGGGGAUCUUCAUCUGGAGGCGUUGCUUUGGCACUGGGGGCCGAGCAGAGCCGGUUCUCCACUUACUUUCAUGCUCUGAUGGAAGUGUGUCUGGCUGUAGCAGAGGUCACACUUCCCCUAAAUGUUGGCAGCUCGUCAGUGGGAGCCCUGUCCUCAACUAGUGCCCCUAACCUUAGUGACUCGUCUUCAUCCUCCUCAUCGUCUCCGGGCCAGACACCACAGAGCCCCAGUCUGUUAUCCAAACGGAAGAAGGUGAAGAUGAAGCGCGAGAGAGCUGCAGCCGCAGUAGCAGCCGUGGUGUCUGGAAAACGGGGAAGCGGAGGUGCGAGGCUGUCGGAGAGUGACAGUGCUCUGCUUAACAUGGCAGGUAGUAAACCUGAGGACAUGCUGUGGUUCCAUCGCUGUCUCACUCUCCUGAUGAUCCUGAGACAUCUUGCCAACAAGGACCCUCAAGGUUUAAGCGUAACCAGCGAUGCGGUAACGGAUGCCUGUCAGGCGCUGGUGGGGCCCACAGCACAUAGUCGCCUCCUGGUCCUCUCAGGGAUCCCCACACACCUGGAGGAGGCUGUGGUUCGGAAUGCUAUCCGCAGAGCUUGCAAUGCGCAUGGAGGGCUCUUCAAAGAUGAGGUCUUCAUCCCUCUACAGGAAGAGGAUCCAAAGAAGAAAACAGGAGCUGGCAUGUCGAGCCCCCAGGAUGGCAAAGUGGGUCCUGAACCUGAAAGAAACUUCCCCAACAGCGGAGGUCCAGAGAGUCCUGACAGCUCCAGCAGCGUCACUCCAGCAAUGAGUGUGAGCGCCUCAGCUUCUACCAGCCAGACCUCCAUUUGCAGCUCAUCGCAAGGGGUCUCCCGCACUGCCAGCGAACUGUCUGUUGAUCAGGAGCUUUUAGCUGUUCCACCUCUCACACCCGCUGCUGCUUCUGCUGUUACAUACCCUCAACAGGGUCCUCAAGACUCGCAGACAGUGUCUAGUCAGGAAAGUCUAGAUACUUCCCUGUGUAGCACAGGAAGCCUGGGGAGUAUAGGCAGCUUUGGAGAGCCUCUCGACAGCGCCGAAACUCCUUCCGCGUCAGAAGGCGGCUCGAUGCACACAGUCACCUCCCUAGAGAGCAAUGCAGUCGAGGCCAGGCCCAUCAAGGGCUACGCUGUCAUAGAGGUUCGCUCUCGGGCCAAGGUGGAAAAAAUUCGAGCUAGUCUUUUCAACAGCAGUGAUCUAAUUGGCUUGUCAAGUCUGGAAGGUGAAGAGGAGCUAAUGGAGCUGACCAACGAGGAGAUCCUCACCGCUUCGAGUGUUAACCAAAGCCUGUUCGACACACAGGGCAGCUCUGCACUGGAGGACUACUUCUUGGACAAGUCAAUCAAAGGUGACAAACUUGUGCCUGGAGCACGAGAUGUCCUUGCAGAUAUUUUCAAGAGCUGUGUGCACUCGGAGCAGAUGCUCAGCCUCACGCCGGCCAAGCCUGUUAAAGUGUCUGACAUUUACCUUAGCAAGGAGCAGAUCAACUCUCAGACACCAGGCAACCUCCUGCAUACUUUCUUCACCAAUGUUCGUGCUCCCAAGAAAGUGCUGGAAGACCAACUUACCCAGAUUCUUAGAAAGUAUGGAACUCUCAAGCCAAACAAGAACAAAUACAGCAAGGCAGGAAAAGAGCAGCAUCAAGCUAAGGUAGUCAGCACAAAGAGACCCAUUACCAAGCCUCCCACCAAGGAAAAGUCUGUGCUCAACAGUGUCAGAACUGCCCUGAGUGAGAAGAAGAGUGUCUUGAAACCAAAAUCCCCGGAGAAAUCUCGACCUGAUGACAAAGAUGUUGAAAAAUCUCCCGCUAAAAAAACUGAAGACGAGAGGUACCUAACACUGGAAGGUUUUCAUAAGUUUGCAGUUGAUCGUGCUAAGCAGGACAUCCGCAGCCUAUGGAGGGCCAUUUUAGCGUGUGGUUAUGACCUUCACUUAGAAAGGUGCACCUGCAUAGACACUCGUCAUGCCCAAAAGGCCAGUCGAAAGUGGAGCUUGGAAAUGGAUGUGGCUUUGGUUCAGUAUGUCAACAGACUGUGCCGCCACCUGGCUAUCACACCCGCCAGACUGCACCCCCAUGAAGUGUACCUGGACCCAAGUGAUGCUGCAGAUCCUCGCGUGGGUUGCCUGCUCAAUGUGCCUGUGGAGAGCUUGCGCCUACGCUUUGCUUUGCUACAGUCCCUGAACAACUCUCUAGAAAGUUUCUUCCUUCCACUAGUGGAGCUGAGACAGACGUAUACGUAUCAGAACAGUAUUGCAUCGCUGUUAUCUGAGGCGAAAGGUCUGAUCUUCUACGACACAAAGGUCACUGUAAUGAACAGAGUGUUGAAUGCCACCGUGCAGCGAACAGCAGAUCAUGCUGCUCCAGAGAUUACACUAGACCCUCUAGAAAUUGUGGGAGGUGAGAUCCGAUCAUCAGAGAACACAUAUUUCUGCCAGGCAGCGCGCCAGCUGUCUUGUGUGCCAUCGUCCCAGCUCUGUGUGAAACUUGCUAGCGGAGGCGACCCAACCUAUGCUUUCAACAUCCGCUUCACUGGAGAAGAAGUUCAUGGCACAAGUGGUUCCUUUAGACACUUUCUGUGGCAGGUGUGUAAGGAGUUACAGAGCUCUGCACUCUCCCUGUUGCUCCCCUGUCCCAGUGCCGCAGCCAAUCGUAACAAGGGGAAACAUAUCCUGACUCCUUGCCCUAUCAGCUAUGCAGAAGAACAGCUGUUGCAGUUCUUAGGUCAACUUCUUGGCAUAGCCAUUCGCGCAGAUGUGCCACUUCCUUUGGACUUGUUAGGCUCCUUUUGGAAGGGCCUGGUGGGCGAACCUCUUGACCCAGAGCAGGACCUGCAGGAAGCUGACAUGCUCACUUACAACUAUGUCAAGAAAUUUGAAAAUGUGACAGAUGAGAGUGAGCUGGAGGCCCUGUGUGCCGAAAUCUCCUCCCAGCACCAUUCAGGUGAAAGCCCAGAUUCCCCAAGCCGGCCCUGCUGCACAUUUACCUAUGUCACUAUGACUGGUGAAGAGGUGGAGCUUUGUCAGGGAGGGCACAGCCUCAUUGUCAGCUGGGAGAACAAGGAUGUGUAUGCACGGGCAGUGCGGAGCCUUCGUCUGAGGGAGCUGCAGAAUGUGGAAUGUAUGACGGCAGUGCGAGCAGGGCUCAGCUCCAUCAUUCCCCUCCAGCUGCUCACCAUGCUCAGCCCCAUAGAGAUCGAGUUGCGCACUUGCGGUUUGCCCUACAUCAACCUGGAGUUCCUCAAGGCUCACACCAUGUAUCAAGUUGGCCUGAUGGAGACAGACCAGCACAUCGAGUUCUUUUGGACCGCCCUGGAGAUGUUCACUCAGGAAGAGCUCUGCAAGUUCAUCAAGUUCGCGUGCAACCAGGAGCGCAUCCCGUUCACUUGCCCCUGCAAGGACGGGGGGCCAGAUACCGCCCACGUUCCCCCAUACCCCAUGAAGAUCGCCCCUCCUGACGGCGCUGCAGGUCAGCCAGACUCACGCUACAUUCGAGUGGAGACUUGUAUGUUCAUGGUGAAACUGCCCCAGUACACUUCUUUGGAUGUGAUGCUGGAGAAACUGCGCUACGCCAUCCACUACCGCGAGGACCCUCUGAGCGGCUAAGGAGACUUGACAACUUGACAUUCCCAACAUUUCCCCCUUGUUUUCAGCAUCUUCCAGCUGUCCUGGACCUCCGUCUGAAACUGGCCACCAAAUGCUCUUCUGCAACAACAAGCCACAAAGUCAAUAAAAUAGAAUUUUUUUGUCUGGUGGCAGUUAACGUUUUGCAUUUUUGUUGCAGUGUUCUGCAAAUCCUGCAUAUCAUGCUUAUGCUUGACCGAUUUUCUUUUAGGGAAUUCAGGGAUGAUGAGCUGGAUCAGGACAGGCAAUGCUCAAAAGUCUGAUCCAGCUGCACUGAGAUUGAAAACGGCAUUUCAAUUAUACAACUGUGAGAAUGUUUUUGUUGACCUUUAUCCCUUUCCCUUCUAUUAACAGAGGGUUUAGAUAUGUGAAUUUAACACCACUGAUGAGUUCAGAUCAGCACUUUGCAGUUGCAUGUUCAGUUGCUUACUGUUGGGCAUUCUAGGAGUGGUGCCUCUGACUCUUGCACUUCUCUGGAGUUGGGUUUGCCACAGAGGCAACAAUCAAACCAUUCCACUCCUAAUGCUUGACCCAGCUGCCUCUGCUCUCUCUUUAUGGGGGGUCAAUGUUCCGAACCAUGCUUUUGCUGUAGAGGCCUCUGCUGAGAGGAUUCUGCUGGUUGUCUGAGAUAGGAAAACCCGAAUGAUUUUCAAAGCAUAACCUUACCUUUAAGAAGAAGGUACGAUCACUCAAACGAGACAGGAAAUGUGAUGCUGUUGCUUGCAUUUGCUACAAGCCGGCAAAAGUGCUGUACACAAUACUGCCUGUUGGAAAACAAGCACCUCCUAAUGGAAAGACUAACUUAUACCUAUAUAAUCUGAGUACAUUUAAUUAAAGUUUCCGAAGAGAGAAUAUCUAAGUAAUGUAAAAAUCCAUAUUAAUCAGUUUAUCAAAUUUCUUCAUUUUUUUUUCGAUCUGAGAAGCAGUGGCAGCAUGAUAAGUGAGGUAGACUGAAUAAUAACCAAGACCUGCUGGUUCAGAUGUUAUUUUGCAUUUCCGAUUUGUGAAACCUGUGUGGCUUUCUAAAAGGGGCUGGAGAGCUCAUGAACUGCUCUCCCACAAUGUGUGCUACUGAAUGUGCAUCAGACCCCCGUCUGCUCCCCAUUACAUACAAUCUACACACAAACACUGGGGGAGUAGUGGUGGACUAUCUUGAGUUCUGCCUUUUCAUAGUUUACCUUUACAAAAGACAAGCAGAAUUCUGCUGUUUCUGUUUUUUGGGGUUUUCAUUUGACCCAUAACCAAAUGUUUAGCUUUGUAAAAAUGAACUAGAAACUUAUGUAAAUAGACUGAAGUUAUGUUUGAUGGCAGUUUUUAACUUGCUUCUCACCUCACCAUUUGAUUUUGUUUUUGGUUUGCACUACUCUUCCAAGAAAAGAUUCUAAAAUGAGCAAACUAGGUGAUGUCUGUUGGAUACCCAGUUUGUUGUGUGGUUAUUUUUUAUGAAUUUUUGGAAAAUACCAGUAAUCUUAUCACCUUUGUCUCGUUCUCAGAUGGAAUCAGUUUCUUCUACUCAUGGUGAAACAUGUUUUCUUGUGUGGGUAAAAUUGCCAUUUAACUUGGAUAGAACUGAUAAACUCGAGAGAAUUGACAUUUCUGUAAUUGGAUCGUUGAAUUGCUUGCCAGUUUUGAUUUUGGUUUUGGUUCAGUUCUUUUGAAGGGUGAUAUACCGCUGCUAAUGGGGAUGCUCUCUCUUUGACUCCCUUCUCCUUAAGGGGGUACAUAGGGUUAUAAAAAGGACAUAUCCAUAAAAAGAGGUGUUGCGAAAAAAAAUGUGUGCUGUACAUUUACUUGAUAUUUAUUACAAUUAUUUAUGGUUGCAUUAACUUAACUUUUACUGUCUUACCUCUGCACAUCAGAAACGUAACAUAUCUAAAAUGGAUUAUACAGAUGUAAAGAAUCGAAUGGCAUUUGAGAUUUCUGUGUCAUAAUAAAGAAAUGUCUUCAUGUACAAA